Penicillium paradoxum is the source of this 1386-nucleotide messenger RNA. RefSeq names its product peptidase family m3. The transcript has a single exon. The coding region runs from base 1 to 1386 and encodes 461 amino acids. The record is from RefSeq and is a predicted model, not a curated record. Lineage: Eukaryota; Fungi; Ascomycota; Eurotiomycetes; Eurotiales; Aspergillaceae.
AUGUUUGAAACCAUUCGGGCUGCGAUGGAUGCCGUCUUGACCAACCAUCCGUGGUCACAAGAGCUGGCGGUUAUUCUCCCGCUCUCUGCGCUCAUCGACUUUCUCGAUGUCCCGCGCACAUUCCAUACAUUUCAGCUCACCAGAAAUGUACCACUUUGGUGCUGGUCCAUUACACCUUCUGCGAGCCGCCUGCUGCUCGCCAGGAGAAAGGCGGAGGACAGCUGCUAUCUCGACCAUUUUGGCGCCAGUCUGAGCCCCAUCUGCCUAGACGGUCGCUAUGGGGAUUUGUAUCAAAUGGCAAGCCCUGAGACUCUGCGUCUGUAUUUGGAAACUCUUAUAGUGACCAAAAUACCGAACGAUCAUGAGAAUAUGCAAAGAGACGAGAAGCGAUUUCAAAAUCUCGAAGUCAUUCACGUAUCUCGGGCCAAAAAACCAUCCCGGUCUAGGCGCUCGCUCCGUUUCCUUGCAGCCGACCUGAUUGGUUGGGGUUUUUUCUUAUGUCUGUUUACUCUGACUGCGUUGCUGAAAUUCUACAUGGCGCUCGGCUUUAUGGCCACCCUGCUACUGAGUGGCGUAGCGAUCUCUCUUGUUCAUGGAGGUGAACGGCGAAAGUUUCCAGUCGAGCGCGGCAGCAAGUACAAUAGAGUGGUAGUCGCAGCACUGCAUAUGAACGAAACAAAUUGGCAAGUCUUCUAUGGAGAAAGCAGCAUUGUCAACUCUGUUCUGAAUCGGUCGCUUCCUUCGAACAACCAUUCAAACACAAUGCCCUGGCUACUUCGGCCCACUCUGCGUGGUCUCAUUCUGUGCCAGUGGGGUUUUGCUAUUGGUGCUGCGGCCAUCAAGGGCUGGGACGCAUACUUCAUUACAUUGUGGAUCAUGUUCUGUAUUUUCUCGCAAGGAUAUCUUUUCUCGCCAGAACAUGUCGUGAAAGAUUGGAUGGAAGCGUAUGCAGGGGUCCGAAUGGAUCGCUAUCAGGCACAAUUUGGGUCCCGAAGGGCUCUUUUGAAUACAAUCAUUGCUCUGAACCCAGACACGUUCUCGUUCGACGAAGCAACAAAUGAAGACUCGACUGCAUUCUAUGCUGGCGCCUUCAAAUGGAUUGAUCCAAUUCUCAGAGAAGGCCCAGAUCGGACACAAUGGGAGGAGGCUACGCGUUUGGCCAUGAUUGAAGCCAAGUCGCCCCCUGAUGACACAAGUACUCUGGUUUCUGAGAAUAUUAGUGAGCCCAAGAUGGACUCAUCCGCCAGGAAGGAGUCGAAACACAUCGAGAAGACAAAAUAUUGGCAUGCUUUCAUACCUGAAGGUAUCGAAAUGGCGGAAAAGAUUCGUCAAAUAGCGAAUCUCUCUGGGAGAUAUGUGUCAGAGAAGAGAGAUGAGCUCAGCUGA